AAAAACUGUUCAAAAAGAGUUUCUAUUAUGUUUCUCUAAACAUUGCUUCACAGAGUCUCUAACCUGCAGUUUGCUCUAUACGUGGGCAGAAAUGAACUGAUCUCUCAAGACCAUCGGAAGCAAAAUCAUUUUAUUCUGCAUGUAAAUUUUCACAAAGGAUGGUUUGUCAGGCUAAUGAACCGAUGUUGUCAGAUGUGUCCUAGAGUUUUUAUUCAGUUGGGAAUGACUAAGUUGUAUAAAAUUCUAAGUAACGCCUAAGCUUAAAGAGUACAAAGGUGAACAACCCACCCAACAGGUUUGCUCAGUUACUCUCACUCUCAUUACUUCUGGGUUUUACUUCUUUACUCAGUCAUAAAGCGUUUUAGAAUCAGGGACAGGAAGAAAACCUGCAAUAAGUUCUGAUCUGAAGGAUACGACACCUGGAAGUCUUUGUGAGACCUCAGUCAUUUUCUACCAUGAGCUCUGAUGACGUCCCCAAAGUGAAACAGGACACGAGACCUGAUGAACCCUUGAGGAUCAUGCUUCUUGGGAAAAGUGGAGCAGGCAAGAGUUCAAGUGGGAACACCAUCCUCAACAAAAUGGUGUUUAAAUCUGACAUGAAGCUGAAGAGAGUCACGGUUGACUGUGAAAAGGAGGUUGGGAUGGCUGAGGACACGCCUGUCGCUGUCAUCGACACACCUGGGCUUUUUGAGAAGGACCGAGACAAAGAGGUCAUUGUUCGAGAGAUUCUGAAGCGUGUGAAGCUGCAGGAGCCAGGCCCUCAUGUCUUUGUGUUUGUGGUUCCUCUGGGAAGGAUGACGCAGGAGGACCAAGACACCCACAUGCUGAUUGAAGCCAGGUUUGGCCCCCGAGUGUGGGACUACACCAUCGUCCUGUUCACCCACGGAGACCGACUGGAAGGAACAACAAUAAAUGACGUCAUCAUGGAAAGUGGCGACAACCUCCGCAGCUUCAUACGUAAGUGUAGUGGUGGCUUCCACGUCUUCAACAACAAAAACUCCGAGGACCAGACGCAGGUGGUGCACUUAAUGGAGAAGAUCCAGACCCUGGUGGCCUUGAAUGGAGGCGGUCACUACCACGCCCAGCUUUAUCCACAUCAGGAGAGGCUGAUCAGGGAGAGACAGCUGAGCAUCCUGGCAGAGAGAAGUGAAGCUAUCAAUACCAAAGAGAGGGACCUCCAGAAUCAUCACCAGGGAGAGGAACUCAACAUGAAGAUCAGGGAGCUUUGGAGACAAGAGGAGGAGAACGCCAGAAGAGCUGCAGAGAAAAAGUUUAGAAACAACAAGAUUCUGAAAUUCACUUUGCUGCCGGUAUUUGGGUGGCUGUUGUUUGGCAGAGCUUUCAAAGUUCCCGAUAAAUACCAGAUAACUGUUGCAGUCAUCUGGACAGCAUGUACAUCAAAAUAUCUUCAACUUUUCUAAGUGGAAUAUUCUGGUUUUCAAAGAAAAAACGACCGCUAGCAUAAGUCUUAUUGACCACCUGUGAGAAUUAAAGUGUAAGGCUUGUCUUCGGCACUCAGACAACAGUUCUGAUUGCUUCACAGCUGGACAGGACAGUAAAAAACAGACACGUUCAUCUUGACCUGCGACGGGGAGGGCUGUUGUUGGUUUAGCGUUCAGGAAACAGCAGAACGUCUCGGCUAGUAGCAGCUAACUGUUAGCAUUAGCAACUCCACAACACGGCAGAACUCCUUCAGGCUUGAGUUAUUAGUGGAUGAUAAGAACAUCAGCGUUGCAGAGCAAACAGAGACAGUGGUAGAGUCAAAUUGCUUUUAGCCAAUCAGAGGAGAGAUGUUAUGGAGAUGUUAAGGAAAUAAGAUCUUCAUCCUGCCGUCUGAGGCUACUUUCUGGGUGUUUCCAAAUGCCAAAGAACCUUGCCUUGAUGUCUUGGCCCCGCCCAGGUUGCCUAGGAGAUACGUCAUCGGGAGCCGCCAAGACGUCUUCCAGUCGAAUGCAAUGUUCACCUUCAACUGAGGAGUGUGUUCUCCAUUUGUUAGCCGUUUAGCUAGCUGAGCGAGGAUACACGGGAGGUGUCUUGUAGCCUAGCCUUGGUCAAAAAUUACCCACAAUACACAGCGGUAUUUUCAAAAGGACAGUGGAUCAGAAGCCAGCAGCUACUUCAGGGACAAUUUUCAAGUUUAAAAGUAAGUCAGCUAAUUUAAAAUGUUUUUUUAGAUCCAAAGAAGUUAUCUAUUGGUUAGUUGCUUAGUAGUUGCAGCUCCGGUGGCUAGCGGGUAGUAACUCACUUAUAUUUUGAAUUUAAUAAACAUAUACACAAUUUAAAAUGUAAAAGACUCGUAUAAUUAUAUUGAAUCUAAUAUGUAUAAAAUAUAAUGUUAUCUCCCGUGUCAUGUGACGUUACGUGACCGCCGUGGAAGCCACGGUAACGUGAUGCAAGUCUGUUCCACUUAACUGUUUUCUUUGACCAAGGAAGGGCAGUGUCCUCGUAAGCAAGGUGCCUUGACAUUGAGAAACACCCCCUGUUCCAGCUGACUUGUACUUCAUCUUUGUUGUUGUUUACUGUCACUUCUUGUUUCUGUGAAAAAAGUUGUUCUCUCAAGCUGCUGGAGUGAAUUUAGCAGAAUGGAAAAGUUAAGACUGUUGCUAAUGCUCCUGUUUUUCCUCUUUAAAGCGGUAUGAGUGUCUGGAUGACUUUUUCUUUGAUUCUCUGGUUUAGAACCUGCAAAGGUGAGACUUAAAAUGACCUGUUUCUUUUUGAAUGAAGUCUAAGUUGGUGAAUAAACUAUUUUACAAUAAGGAAACAGAGUUUGUUGGUGAGUGUUCAUUUUAAGCUGUAAUCAGUAGCUGAACUCUGACUCAUUCACUCACAAAUUCAUGUAUCUUUAAGGGCGUGCUUGUAUACAUUUAUGAUUUCCUAGAAUUCACUUUUGAAGUCGGUAGCAGUAAGUUGUUGCAUUGCUUGGCCAACCUGACAAUGAUUUGUUUAAUUUUACUGUGUGUUGGGGACUGAUACCUACUGCUUAUGAACUUGCUGGAAGAAACAGCAUGAAAACACACUUUUCUGCCUUUAAACUCCAGGACCGUGGCCCAUAACCUGUGGAACCAGAAAUGGCUUUCUGCAUGUAGAAAGAUUGAAGAGAGGUAAGCAGAAAAGAAAGCUAAUUUUCGUCGUCAUCUUCCUCCACUUAUCCGAGUCCGGGUCGCGGGGGCAGCAUCCCAACUAGGGAGCUCCAGACCGUCCUCUCCCCGGCCUUCUCCACCAGCUCCUCCGGCAGGACCCCAAGGCGUUCCCGGACCAGAUUGGAGAUGUAACCCCAGAUUGGAGAUGUAACCUCUCCAACGUGUCCUGGGUCGACCCAGGGGCCUCCUGCUGGCAGGACAUGCCCGAAACACCUCCCCAGGGGAGGCGGCCAGGAGGCAUCCUGACCAGAUGCCCAAACCACCUCAACUGGCUCCUUUCGAUCCGGAGGAGCAGCG
Molecule: messenger RNA, 3437 nt
Organism: Nothobranchius furzeri (turquoise killifish)
Lineage: Eukaryota; Metazoa; Chordata; Actinopteri; Cyprinodontiformes; Nothobranchiidae
Product: GTPase IMAP family member 7
Molecular function (GO): GTP binding
Source: RefSeq, a predicted model, not a curated record